GUUAGUGGCCCCGGUCCGCUGCGCCUGCGUCCGCCUCCACAGCUCUCCAAAGCCGAGACGCGCCACCGCCGCCGCCGAUGCGGGCAUGACAUACUGGCAGCAGUAGUGGGCUUCCGUCAGCCUGCCUUUUGAGCAGAUUACAAAAGGAGAGGAAGAGACAUAAGAGUAGAAGAGAGUGAAGUGACUCAUUCCUACCCCUGCCGUGUGUCGAGAAGAGUAGAUGAGUCAAUGGCAGGGGCACAGCCUGGAGUUCAUGCGCUGCAGCUCAAGCCAGUGUCCGUUCCCGAGAGCCUAAGAAAGGGCAACAAAUUUAUGAAAUGGGAUGAUGAUUCUACCACUGUGACCCCAGUGACUCUAACUGUCGACCCCAAAGGUUACUACCUGUAUUGGACCGACCAGAACAAGGAUACAGACCUACUGGAUAUAGCGUACAUAAAAGAUGCCAGAAAUGGAAAGUGCACCAAAACACCAAAGGAAGCCAAGCUGCGGGAGCUACUGGAUGUCAGCACCUUGGCGGGGAAAAUGGAGAACAGGAUGCUGACAGUGGUGAGCGGCCCUGACAUGGUCAACAUCACCUAUCUGAACUUCAUGGCCUUCCAGGAGGAGACGGCUAAGGAAUGGGCGGAAGAGCUGUUCAACCUGGCAUCUAACCUCUUUGUACAGAACAUGUCCAGAGAGGCCUGCCUUGAGAAAGCAUACACUCGGCUGAAGCUGCAGCUCAACCCCGAGGGGCGAAUCCCCGUCAAGAAUAUCUUCAGGGUGUUCUCAGCAGACAGGAAGCGAGUGGAGACAGCCCUGGAAAACUGUAACCUCCCUUCUGGCAGAAAUGACUCCAUCCCCCAGGAAGAUUUCACCCCAGAGGUCUACAACAUGUUCCUGAACAACAUCUGCCCACGAUCGGAGCUGGACCACAUCUUCUCUGACGUGGGGGCUAAGAGUCGUCCGUACCUCAGUGUGGAGCAGAUGACAGAGUUUAUUAACAAUAAACAGCGAGACCCUCGUCUGAAUGAGAUACUCUACCCUCCUCUCAAACCAGAGCAGGUCCAGGUGCUGGUGGACAAAUAUGAGCCUAAUGCUUCGUUGGCACAGAAAGGUCAGAUCUCAAUGGAAGGCUUUACCAGGUAUCUGAAUGGGGAGGAGAACAGCAUCAUCCCCCCUGAGAAGCUGGACCAGAGCGAAGACAUGACCCUUCCUCUGUCCCACUAUUUCAUCAACUCCUCGCACAACACAUACCUCACAGCCGGUCAGCUCGCGGGGAACUCCUCAGUCGAGAUGUACAAGCAGGUCCUCUUGUCAGGAUGCCGCUGCAUUGAGCUGGACUGCUGGAAGGGUCGCACCACAGAAGAAGAGCCUGUCAUCACUCACGGCUUCACCAUGACAACUGAAAUCUCCUUCAAGGAGGUGAUCGAGGCUAUAGCAGAGAGUGCCUUCAAGACCUCGCCCUUCCCCAUCAUCCUGUCUUUUGAGAACCACGUGGACUCACCAAAGCAGCAGGCUAAGAUGGCAGAGUACUGCCGGUCAAUAUUUGGAGACGCAUUACUGACAGAACCUCUGGAGAAAUAUCUUUGAAGAACAAAAAGAAACACCACAAGACAGACGGAAGCACCAAGAAGAAACUGUCGGAGCAGGUUUCUAACACUUACAGCGAUUCUUCCAGUGUGUGUGAGCCCUCCUCCCCAAGCGCAGGUUCGACCAAAGAGGAGAUGGCAGAUUCCUCGCAGCCUUCUGAGAGUGCCGAACUCAGCCUGAGGCCGCAAGGCAGAAAGUCUAUUGGUGAGGUGGAGGCAGAAAGUGAGGAUGAAGAUGAUGAUGAUGACGACUGUAAAAAGGGCUCAAUGGAUGAGGGUACAGCAGGCAGUGAGGCAUUUGCCACGGAGGAAAUGUCCAACCUGGUCAUCUACAUCCAGCCAGUCAAGUUUAACAGCUUCGAGGCUUCUAAAAAGAUCAAUCGCAGCUUCCAGAUGUCAUCCUUCGUAGAGACCAAAGCCUUGGAGCAACUGACUAAAUCUCCUGUAGAGUUUGUGGAAUACAACAAACUCCAGCUGAGCAGGAUCUAUCCUAAAGGCACCCGAGUGGAUUCAUCCAACUACAACCCUCAGCUCUUCUGGAAUGCCGGCUGUCAGCUGGUGGCUCUCAACUUCCAGACAAUUGAUUUGUCCAUGCAGUUGAACCUGGGCAUGUAUGAGUACAAUGGGAAAUGUGGCUACAGACUCAAACCAGAGUUUAUGAGGCGGCCUGACAAACACUUUGACCCUUUCACAGAGAGCACAGUGGAUGGGAUAGUAGCUAACACUCUGUCUGUAAAGAUCAUCUCAGGCCAGUUCCUGUCAGAUAAGAAAGUAGGCACGUACGUGGAGAUUGACAUGUUCGGCUUACCAGUGGACACCAAGAGGAAAGCGUUCAAGACCAAGACAUCUCAGGGCAAUGCCAUCAACCCUGUCUGGGAAGAAGAGGCCAUUGUCUUCAAGAAGGUUGUUCUGCCCACACUUGCUUCAUUACGGAUAGCAGUGUUUGAAGAAGGAGGGAAGUUCAUCGGCCACCGUAUCAUUCCUGUGUCAGCCAUCCGUCCAGGCUACCACUACAUCCAUCUAAGGAACGAGAAGAACCAGUCCCUGACUUUGCCUGCUCUGUUUGUGUAUGUAGAAGUGAAGGACUAUGUCCCAGACACAUUUGCAGAUGUCAUUGAAGCCUUGUCCAAUCCCAUCCGCUAUGUCAACCUGAUGGAGCAGAGAGCCAAUCAGCUGGCUGCUCUCACUUUGGAAGAGGGAGGAGAGGAGGAGGGCGAUAAAGAGGUGGAGGCGGGAAGCGAUGCCCCCUCAGAAUCUAAGGUGGACCAGAGGGUAACGCUGCCUGCAGAGAAUGGGCUGAGCCACACACCCAUUAUCACCCCAAAACCACAUUCACUGGUUGGCCACCAGCCACAGUCUGCAGGCUCAUUGAAACCAGCAGUGAAAACUGAAGACAUCGUUCAGAGCGUCCUCACUGAAUUAGAGGCUCAGACACUGGAGGAAUUGAAGCAGCAGAAGGGCUUUGUUCGAGAGCAAAGGAAGCAGUACAAGGAGAUGAAGGAGCUGGUUCGCAAACACCACCGCAAAACCAGUGAGCUGAUCAAGGAGCACACAGCUCGUGCAUCCGAGCUACAGAGCCAGCAUCAGCGCCGGCGUUCUGCCCUGCAGAAGAGCCACAAACGAGACGGUAAGAAAAGUCGGUCCGAACACUCUCUGUCGACCCUGGACCAGGAGCUGUGUGAGCUGGAUCAGGAGUGUACACAGAGGCUUGCAGAGCUGAAGGAGCAGCAGCAGCAACAGCUCCUCACACUUCGCCAGGAGCAGUACUACAGCGAAAAGUACCAGAAACGAGAGCACAUCAAGCAGCUGGUUGAGAAGCUGACCACUAUAGCAGAGGAGUGCCAGAGUGCUCAGCUCAAAAAGCUCAGAGACAUCUGUGAGAAAGAAAAGAAGGAUCUUAAGAAGAAAAUGGACAAGAAAAGACAAGAGAAGAUCAAUGAAGCCAAAUCUAAAGACAAAAAUGUGACAGAAGAAGAGAAGCUUGAGAUUAACAGAUCGUUUGUCAACGAGGUGGUGCAGUACAUCAAACGGUUGGAAGACGCACAGACUAAAAGACAGGAGAGACUACUGGAGAAGCACAAGGAUAUCCGCCAGCAAAUCUUGGAUGAAAGGCCAAAGGACGGUUGUGCAGCUGAAGAGCAUGCUCUCCAGGGUUAUGCUCUGUCUAAGGAACAUUCCCUGCUGAACUCCUGCUGGAAAGCGUCCUCUCCACAGUACGAUUUUGAGGUUUCCGACUUCAACCACGAGCCACCUUUCACAAGAGCUACAGAGCGAUCUGGACCAGGAGUACCAGGACAAAUUUCGACGGCUACCCGUGGAGAUACAAGAGUUUGUUCAGGACAGCAGCAAGGCCAAGCUUAGUGACGAUUGUGUCCAUGGAAACCUUGUUGCCUCCUCAACAACAGAGAAGCUCAACCACAAGGCGUCACAGUCGGAGGACGACACGGAGGAGGGCUCGUCGGAACGAGUCUACGACACGCCCCUUUAGAGAUUUAACCUCAGCGCUUUGCUUCACACUGGGACACUGAUUGGUGGAUGUGUUUGUGACCACAGAUCUAGGAUAAGACUGCCCCAACUUUGGUCCUAAUUUUGACCAAUGGGAGGAUUAGAUCAAAUCUGAGCCUGAAUUGGUGAGUAGAGGUCCUCUCUGCGUAGAGUGCAGUCUUGUCUGGAAAACCGUUUCAUGUAAAUAGUAACUUUUUGUGUAUUUAUAUGUUACCUUUUAUGUUGUCGUCUCUUUCGGUACGGCCACAGGAUGUGUUACAAAGCACUAACUAUUUGCAGGAAAUAACUUACUUGAACUAUUGCACAGAGAGAGUAGUUUCUUUUUAUUAUUUUUUAUUAUCUUGAUAUUGACAGUUGUGGUGGUCAGUGAGGUGUGUGGUGCCAAGGUUUUAAAUUCACUUACAGUAGACAUCGUCAUUUAAGUGGAGUCAACUUGUACUGUAAAGAAAACCACUGCAUAUUUAGCCUUUAAAGCUUCCAUCUUUAUAAGAUUUAGAUUCACCCUUACAUAUUUGCACUGAAGGCUCACUAUGUAACUAUGUAAUUCCUUUCCUUUAACCCAGAGGCACUGGUGGCUUGCUGGUUCUCGAUUUUGUUCUCACAGAACUAAGCCUAUGUGUUGCUGCUACUUUGUUUUAAAACUUGUUUUUUAACCAUUAUUUGGUUUGUAUGAUGUCUGGCAUGGUAAUAUUAUGCAGUGCUCUGUCAUUUGUUUUGGGUUUUUUCUUUUUUUUGGCUAGUUUUUAAAAGAUUUGUGUUGAUUGUGGGCAUUUCUGCUCAGAGAGGAAGUGAAGGGAAAGUGAGUUGUAUAGUAUCUGCAUGUAUUUGAACAACUGUAAAUGUUACAGUAGCUCUGUAGCAGAGAUGUUUAUUAAAUGUAAAUCUAUUUUCUCGAAAACAUUUAAACUAAACCUGCAAAACAGUGUGGGCUUAAUACAUCACUGUGGCUGAACAGGUCUGAAAUAAGUAACACACCCCUUUCUUAAAACCAACAGUAGCUGGCUCAAGUUAACAGGUUGCAGAUUGUAUUCGUUACCUUUGUCCUCUUAAACUAAAACAGUCAAACCAGGAUAUUCGAAUAGAAAAAGAGGAUCCUGCUGUAGUUUUAUAGAAGUUGCCUUCCUCUUAACUGGUUCAUUGUGUACCUACAGAGGAGUGUCCACACAGCAGAUGCCCGGGUCCACAGGAAUAUGUCCUCCACUGGCAUUAUCUUUAAUGUUCACCCACAAUUGGUAGCUGUAGUUUGAAGUGGGGAAAUAGUUCAGUUAUGUGUAAACAGACCCCAAACGCUCAGUUUAAAUCUGUCAAACACCAGCGUUAACAUGAUCUAAUAAAUAACUGGACUAUUUCCUCUUUAACUAAGAAAAUGUGCCCAUUCAGUAACUAUAAGGAAGUGGUUUUGACUUCCUAACUGUCCAGUGCCAUUAAACUCAAGGGUCAUUUGAUAUCAAAUCAUAUUUCAGCUGAAAAAAAAAAAAA
Molecule: messenger RNA, 5552 nt
Organism: Morone saxatilis (striped sea-bass)
Lineage: Eukaryota; Metazoa; Chordata; Actinopteri; Moronidae
Gene: plcb1l
Product: 1-phosphatidylinositol 4,5-bisphosphate phosphodiesterase beta-1
Biological process (GO): phosphatidylinositol-mediated signaling; memory; lipid catabolic process
Cellular component (GO): nuclear speck; cytoplasm
Molecular function (GO): phosphatidylinositol-4,5-bisphosphate phospholipase C activity; calcium ion binding; calmodulin binding
Source: RefSeq, a predicted model, not a curated record